CCCCAUGAUACCACAGAAGAAGAAGGCGGUGAUGAAAAGAGGAGACCAUGUUGAAUUAGCGUUUUGUAUGGAGUGAAUUUAAUCUAACAGUGACAUAAGUUAUUGAUCUGCCGCAAACAUUUAUGAUAUAUAACAUCAAAGUGAGAGAAAGGUGGAACAGGUUUGAGUUGCUGAAUACACCACCACUCACACACACAGCUACACACGUUGACAGAAGAGUUGAGAGACUCACCUGGAACAGAGGGGACAGACCGAAAGGAGCCCAAGGGGAACUUAAAGCUGCGUUGCUUUUGGACUACAGUUACCCUUGUUUGAUUGUCAACAUCAGGAAACUACUUUAACACGUGGAUGGACAUAUACAGACAGAGUGGAAAACAAAUGUUGAACAAUAAGGACAUCAUUAUUUUGAUGAAAUAUUUGUACAAAGGACAUCGAUGUUGAGCAAUUCAAAUGGACUUGACACAAAAAAAGGAAAUAAAAAUAUGUAAAUCUACGUUUCAACAAAGAUUAUAUUACAGAUGCUAUUCCCCCCCGCUUCAAAUAGCAGUUCUAUUGCAGGAAUUAAACUAUUUGAUUCUUGUUCACAUAUAAUGUUCUAUAUUGUGUGCAGGUGCAGUAUAUUUAUGCAUUUGAAUGCAUAUAUCUCUUCAUUUGGGAGAGCUCUUGUAUAAAUACUAUUUUUUUUUCAUACGGCAGUAAACUCUGUUGAAGGGGACCGAACUGCGCGUACAUAUAUAUGUAAAAACGACAGACUUCUGUUGUAAAAGCUUUGGACAAAAAAACAAGAUUAUAUUUGUUAAUGCUUUAUUAGACUCAUUUACUUUUGAAGAGUCUUUUUAAGGGGGCAAAACUGAAAAUAUUAAUAUUUUGAGAAUAAAAGUGGAAAUGGCAGCUGCCAGAACAGAGAACCUUGGUCCUGUCGUCAUGGGACUGAACAAGCAGAACGGGCAGCUUAGGAGGCCGCCUAAACCGGCUUCUCCCCAAUCAGGACCCCUCGUCCUGGGCUCUCUGUCAGACGAGGCCACAGGUGCAUCCCAGAAAGCGGGUGCUGCCCAGGAGGGAACUGGGAUUAGGUUUGGAGAUGACUGGAAAAAGAGCCUACAGCUCCCUCCCAAAGACACCAGGGUCAGAACCUCUGAUGUAACCUCCACUAAGGGAAAUGAGUUUGAGGACUACUGUCUGAAACGGGAGCUCCUGAUGGGCAUCUUUGAGAUGGGCUGGGAGAAGCCCUCCCCUAUCCAGGAGGAGAGCAUUCCCAUAGCCCUGUCAGGACGAGACAUCCUGGCCAGAGCCAAGAAUGGAACAGGAAAGAGUGGGGCCUACCUCAUCCCCAUGCUGGAGAGAAUAGACCUGAAGAAGGACUAUAUACAGGCCAUUGUGAUGGUGCCCACUCGUGAGCUGGCCCUGCAGGUUAGCCAGAUCAGUAUCCAGAUCAGUAAGCACCUGGGCGGCGUGAAGGUCAUGGCCACCACGGGCGGCACCAACCUGCGAGAUGACAUCAUGCGCCUGGACGAGACUGUGCAUGUGGUCAUAGCCACACCCGGCAGGAUCCUAGACUUGAUAAAGAAGGGCGUUGCCAAAGUGGAUAGAGUCCAAAUGAUGGUGAUGGAUGAGGCAGACAAGCUGCUGUCUCAGGACUUUGUAGUGCUCAUCGAGGAUAUCAUCAGCUUCCUGGCCAAGGGCCGUCAGAUCCUACUCUACUCUGCCACCUUCCCCAUCAGCGUGCAGAAGUUCAUGGCCAAGCAUCUGCAGAAGCCCUAUGAGAUCAACCUGAUGGAGGAACUGACUCUGAAGGGCAUCACCCAGUACUAUGCCUACGUCACUGAGAGACAAAAAGUCCACUGUCUCAACACACUCUUCUCGCGGCUGCAGAUCAAUCAGUCCAUUAUCUUCUGUAACUCCACUCAAAGAGUUGAGCUGCUGGCCAAGAAGAUCACCCAGCUGGGCUACUCCUGCUUCUACAUCCACGCCAAGAUGAUGCAGGAGUACAGAAAUCGUGUGUUCCACGACUUCAGAAAUGGACUCUGCAGAAAUCUUGUCUGCACCGAUCUGUUCACCAGAGGUAUUGACAUCCAAGCCGUCAAUGUCGUCAUCAACUUCGACUUCCCCAAGAACGCCGAGACAUACCUGCAUCGCAUUGGAAGAUCAGGGAGGUUUGGUCACCUGGGCCUGGCCAUCAACCUGAUCACCUCUGAGGACCGCUUCAACCUGAAGUCCAUCGAGGACCAGCUGGUCACCGACAUCAAGCCCAUCCCUGGCAGCAUCGACAAGAACCUGUACGUGGCCGAGUUCCACACCGCCAACCUAGACUGCGAGGUGGAGGAGGAGCUGAAGGAGACAGGCUGCCAACAGGAGGAGCCCUCGAACCCCUCAACUGGACAAUAGGACAUACCCAGCUUUUGCACAACAUUCAGCUCUUGCACACAGGCUUCAGGCACCUCUUCAACUUCUCUUUUCUCAACCUUCAAAACCUGGCACAUGGACGUUAAGGUCAAGUUGACUUUUUGCUGAUUUGUAUAUUCUGUUCUUAUUCCCCCUUGUUAUUUCAUUAAGAGCUGCCUGCAUUUUUAACAUUUAAAAUGGUUUAACCAUGUUGUUUUGCACCAAAGGUAGCUUGCCCAAUGCACACUGAAUGAGAUCAAUCAAUCCUUUUUUGGCUUAAAAGACAUGUAGGCUAAUGUUUUUUGGAUUGUAUCCUGGUAUUGCAAGGUAACAUAUCAGCUGAAAAACGUCGGAGAUAGGUGAGGAACAUUGUCUUUU
Messenger RNA from Oncorhynchus gorbuscha (pink salmon), 2760 nucleotides. RefSeq names its product probable ATP-dependent RNA helicase ddx6. The record is from RefSeq and is a predicted model, not a curated record. Lineage: Eukaryota; Metazoa; Chordata; Actinopteri; Salmoniformes; Salmonidae. Gene Ontology annotation, cellular component: P-body; cytoplasmic stress granule. The transcript is spliced from 14 exons. Gene Ontology annotation, molecular function: mRNA binding; RNA helicase activity; ATP binding. Bases 886 to 2385 code for a protein of 499 amino acids. Gene Ontology annotation, biological process: cytoplasmic stress granule assembly; P-body assembly.